CGCAUUAUUCGUCUAGGGAUUCUUCUGUGACGCUGAAUGGUAACCGACAGAAGGAGCAGUAGGGACAUUAUGUCUUUCAAUUUCGUGAAGAGAAUCAUCUUCAGUGCUGCCGCUGUCGCUGUCGCUGUCGCUGCCAUCCCGCCGCCAAAUCCGGAGUUCUUCGAGAUAACUCAGCUGUCUCUGCCACCCGCCAUCAAUACCACGAGUGUGGGCGCCUGCACAGCAUCUAUAAAUCCUCGCCGCACCGGCUGUAUCUACUACCAGGAAAACUACGACUUCCAGUCUGGCGACUUCACUCCCGAUGGCAAACACGUCGUUGUCAGUGUUAACUUUACCGGUGCUCCUGCCGCACCAGACCCUGCCAGCAUCUACUCCGGCGCACAGGUGAUACUUAUUACGGCCGAUGGCACCAACUUCCCUAAUGGCGAUAGCUGGAAGUGUAUGAGCUGUGCUGUGCCCACCCAAAACAAGCAAUCUCUCGAUCCCGUGAUCGACUAUCCCCACGUCUUCCGGAGUGGCACCAAGAUCUUGUGGGGACAUAAUAUCCUCGACUGCAAUGGCCAACCGCUUGCUGAUGAGUCGUGCACGCCUACCCGCACACAUAUCUACCCUAUCUUCUGGCCCGUCUCCACGAAUGCCUUCGCAGCCGGCGGAUCUCCGCGUGAGAUGCGUCUCCAUCCAGAUGAUACGCACAUUUUAUGGAGUUCCUUGUCCAACAGCGGUCAAUCCACGUUCACGGGGAAGCUCCAAUUCAAUGCCAGACCCACUAACGGGUCCCUUCGCGCCCCACGUUAUGAUCUCAUUCAAGUCAACGUCCUAGCCCGCGCCAACAGCACCCCUGCUAUCUAUGCGGACGGCAAUCAGAUCAAGAUCAACCCCCAGCCUCUCUCACUCGGCGAACUUCGUGGCUGGUCUGGCAAUGGAGAGGAGAUCAUUUAUCUUGGUUCCAACGUCGAGGCUAACAACGUCGACCUCUACGCCAUUCACGUUGUGACUGGUGCGAUUCGCCGCAUUACUAGCCACCCCGAGUAUGCUGAUCCGAUCGUAUCGUCUCCCGAUAAUCGAAAUUAUCUCAUCAUGGACACCCGCGGCUCAAAUCGUCAGAUGUGGAUGGCCGGCAUGCGCGGUAUCCCCCCUAUCAUAGAUAUUGUGGUUACGCUCCUCGCAGUGUCGACCCGCAACAAUGGCCCGCGUCGCUUUUUCCAGCCCAUUCUCCUCGACCAGUUCGGCGAUCGCAGCGAUAUCGACUACUAUGGCCAACGUAUUAAUACUGAAGGCGACCUUUCUAAUGGCUCUGUCAACGAUCCAAACUGGAACGGCCGCGCCGACGCCGGUUUCUCUCUUGAUAGCACCAAAAUCGUGUAUUGGCAAGCUCUUGUCACAUCUCCUGCCUGUGGCGGCGUCAACCCGCUCAAGUGCCCAGCCUCCACGGCCCAAGGAGGUAGCAACUAUCGUGUUAUGCUCGCAAAACGCACCAGCCGUGCACCUACAAGGCCCGUCCCAGUCUUUAAAAUUCCUGACAUCAUCCCCUGGGCAACACCCUUCCCACCCGGAGCGUCUGUCCCUGUCGAUAAGACACUUGCACCUGGGGACUAUACCCUCUAUGGCAAGGCACAUGGCUUCGCGAAUGUUACGCUUACUUCGUCGAGCGUCGCUAUUAGAUACUCCAACUUUAGCGACGACUAUCGGCACAUCAUAGACGGAUACGAGAACGCUACCUCAUCGGUUAAGCCCCCAAAUUACUAUGACGUUCAUGUCGACUGGUUCUCAGAUAUAUUCCAAUCUGGUGCCGUAUUUGGUACUAAGAAGACGAGCCCCGGCGGGUUCCAUGCAGAAAUAGAUGCAUUUUUGAAUAUUUUCUCCGCGAAUGGAUCACUUACGACGACGAUCAAUGGAGUGGAAUAUUUACAACCCCUUAAUUUUUCUUAAUAGAUAAAAUAAUUAAGAUGAAACUAAGUUAUUGUUAGCUUUAUAAGGGCUCGAGUCUUAGAAGGA
This is a messenger RNA of Pseudogymnoascus verrucosus, 1995 nucleotides long. RefSeq lists its product as uncharacterized. The record is from RefSeq and is a predicted model, not a curated record. Lineage: Eukaryota; Fungi; Ascomycota; Leotiomycetes; Thelebolales; Thelebolaceae. The transcript has a single exon. Bases 37 to 1929 code for a protein of 630 amino acids.